Molecule: messenger RNA, 1365 nt
Organism: Cutaneotrichosporon oleaginosum
Lineage: Eukaryota; Fungi; Basidiomycota; Tremellomycetes; Trichosporonales; Trichosporonaceae
Source: RefSeq, a predicted model, not a curated record
CUGCUGCUGAUCCAUAGCCCCUCGCUGACCGCAGCAUUCGCGCCCGGGAAUCUUUGCUCGUGGCGUCACUUCUCAGCCGAUCAAGGUCGGUGGAAGCACACAACAGUCCUUUACAGGAUUUGACGCCCACCAGAUGGACUCGAGGGUGUUGCUCGGCCUGACGUCGAAUAGGGCACAGCAGCAGGCGCCACCGCCACUGCCACCUUCUCAACUGCAUUAUCUCCCCUCGCCGUUCGGCUACUUGCGCACAGGUACGCCGUCUCCCAUGCCGUUCACUCCGUGGCCGCGCUGCCGCCCCUAUCCUAUACAACAGCAUGUACAGCAACACCAGACGCCCACUCCGCUCGCUUCGUUCCCUCCCGAGGAAGCCCCACUCAUCGAUGCCAUGCUUCCGUCCAACGCCUCGCGCAACAGGGGCGGCGACCCGUCAUAUCCGCAGCAGCAGACUCCACCAUCGGCACUAGCGAGCUUUCUUCCCACCGAUCUCUCCAAUGUGGUGUCGCCCAUCGACCCCACGUCGUCACCAUUUGACGUGUUUGAGACCAUGCACUCGAACGCGCCCCAAGCAAGCGAGCAAAGGGCGGUCUCAGCCGAUCCCCCUCGCUGGGACACGUCUGCUGAGCAGCAUGAUUGGGCACGGCCAGUCUCUGCUCCACCGUCCAAGCUGGCUGCAACGCCACCCUACGAAGCGGCGCAAUCGCGGAUUCCCAUCUCGACAGGUGAACCGACGGGGCCGGGACAUCAAGAUCUCUUUGCAGGGUACGGUGACGCAGCUCUUAUGGGCAGCGGAACCUUUGCUUCUCAGCAACAGCCUGCCAAGCCUCCCGUCGAAUCUUCCUUCGGGACGGCGCUGCGUCCCAUCUACGACUUUGACUUCAAGUGGUCGCCGUUUCCGGAUGCGCCCGAAUGGGACAUGUCGGCUGCUGCCACUCAGCAGCACCCUGCGCCGUACACAUAUGGGUAUAGCCCCCCCGCGCAAGCCGAACCUGCUGGGUCUAUGCUCCCGACCUUGGGUCCUUCUGGGUCAUCCCCAUUCCCAUCGUUCCAGGACACCCGCACACCUCACGACUCGCCACGCGACGAGACACUUGCCGCACCGACAUAUGGCGCACACCCUAACAUCUGACGGACAUUCCUAGCGGUUUCUCUUAUUCCGGUUGUGUGAUAUCGCAUUCCCCAUUGUGCCUGUUAUCUGUUAUUUGUACCACCCACAGCACUCAGCAUUCACCGCAUCGCCAUGAUCCGCAUUACAUCCAUCCAAAUCCAUGCCUAUGUAUUGUAGCUGAAGCACAGCAUCUUGACCCCCCGAUACAACCCAUCAUGUUAGCGUGUCGAGUCCAUUUGACUUGACGUGAAGACUCAGAA